AUGGAUAUUAAGAGCGUUGAAUUAAAACUGCCCACUGAAUUGGCUCUGCAGCUGAUUGAACUGUUUGGUCCUGUUGGAGUGGACUCAGACACAGCAUCUCCAGAGGAUUAUGUCCUGCAGAUGGACCUUCAUCUGGCCAAACUUCUUCAUCAAAAAUUGAAAGACAGUGUUCAAGAAAGACAAAAACAAGCAACUCUUUCUUUUCAAUUGCUUCAAGAAAGUUCUGCUCAAUGGGAUAAAACACAAUCUAGACAUCACCAGAGGAACAGACCCAGUGCUUCACAUCACGACCGCUCUCUAGAUGCAGGAAAUCACCUGCCGUUUAUGGACCACUGGAAUGUGUCCCGGCCGCAUGUGUCUUUCAGAGACAUAAUUCAAGAGGAGAUGGCUUUACAGGAAAACAGAGAGGAGGCCCGACCGGACAAGUGUGAUGGAGCCACUCCACUAAAAGAAGACCAGCUGUUUGCCCUCUUUCCCGCAAUUGAUAGACAUUUCCUUCAGGACGUCUUUAGAGCUCACAAUUACUCCCUCAAUCAAACAGAGUUGUUUCUUCGUUCUCUGUUGGAAGAGGGGUCUGUUAAAACUGUGGUUGCCCCAGAAUCUCCUCGAAUGACUCAACACAGCAAGGACAGAGAAAAGAAAUCAACACCGACGGUCUAUCAAGACACAGAGGACCCAGAGUAUGAAGACUUCAGAGCUGAGGCCAAUCUGCAGCACAGACGACAACUGGAGAAUUUUGCCAAAGCUACGGAGGCUUUUCAACGAGGCCACAAGGAAGUAGCUUCAUUUUAUGCUCAACAGGGUCACUUACACGCCCAAAGGAUGCGGGAGGCUAAUCACAGAGCUGCAGUUCAAAUCUUUGAGAGGGUCAAUUCUUCUUUAUUGCCACAGAAUGUCCUGGACCUUCAUGGGCUACACGUUGAUGAAGCCCUGGAACACCUGAAUGACGUUUUACAAAGGAAAGCCGGAGAGUGUGAGCGGGGCCUUUGUGGCCCUCAGCUCUCUGUCAUCACAGGAAGGGGGAACCACAGCCAAGGGGGCGUGGCCCGCAUCCGCCCCGCUGUUCUAAACUACCUCACCAAAAAACACUACAGGUUUGAAGCCAAGCCAGGCGUGGUGCUGAUCUCUUUGAACUAA
This is a messenger RNA of Knipowitschia caucasica, 1137 nucleotides long. The record is from the annotation of a GenBank genome assembly. NCBI's taxonomy places the organism in Eukaryota, Metazoa, Chordata, Actinopteri, Gobiiformes, Gobiidae.